UGGCACUCUCAUUCCCACCCCCAUCCCCUGCAUUGCCUGUUUGCAUUGCAUCCUGUGGGACAGAGCAGCGAGACAGGGGGGGAGAGACUGGUACAUGCAGAGAGGGAGACAGACAUUCUGUGAGCAGAGAGAGUUUGGGUGAGACAGAGGGGGAGAGACUGGUACAUGUAGAGAGGGAGACAGACAGACAUUCUGUGAGCAGAGAGAGUUUGGGUGAGACAGAGGGGGAGACACACAUUCUGUGAGCAGAAAGAGUUUGUGUGAGACAGAGGGAGAGACACACACUUUCUGUGAGCAGAGAGAGUUUGAGUGAGACAGAGGGAGAGACUCACACUUUCUGUGAGUAGAGAGAGUUUGGGUGAGACAGAGGGGGAGAAACUGGUACAUGCAGAGGGUGAGAGACAGACAUUCUGUGAGCAGAGAGAGAGUUUGGGCGAGACAGAGGGGGAGAGACAGGCACUUUGUAAGAGCAGAGAGACAGAGGGAGAAUGCCUAGUACAUAGGAACUGACACAGACACCAAGACUUUUGCAGAACUCUAAGGCAAAGAGACACCCAGAGAGAAGAUAAGCAGAGAGCGCGGCUACAGACAGGGAUCGACUAACGGUUUCGUUACCAUGCCAGGAAAGCCAUCUGAUGUGUGGGUGCUCUGCAUUCUGUGGGUUCUGCUCCCCAGCAGGGCACAGGAAAGCCCCCUCACCACCAGCACCCCUCGGCCAGACACAAGCAUGAAGUUCCGUUUAGCAGGAUUCCCUCGCAAGCAUAACGAGGGACGAAUCGAAGUGUUCUACAAUAAAGAGUGGGGCACUAUCUGUGACGAUGACUUCACAAUGGAGAAUGCGCAUGUAUUGUGCCGUCAUCUCGGGUUCACUGCAGCUACUGGGUGGACACACAGUGCCAAGUAUGGCAAGGGUGUAGGUCCCAUUUGGUUGGAUAACAUCAUCUGUUCUGGGACAGAGAAGAGCAUCUUGGACUGUAAGUCUCGGGGCUGGGGAAACAGUGACUGCACCCAUGAAGAAGAUGCUGGUGUGGUCUGUAAGGAUGAGAGGAUCCCCGGAUUCAUUGAGCACAACACCAUUGAGACAGAGCAGAGACAAGUGGAGGAGGUGCGCCUGCGCCCUGUGAUCGCUAGUGCCAAGAAUCGUCUACCAAUCAGUGAGGGAAUAUUAGAAAUCAGACACAGAGACAGCUGGGGGCAAGUCUGUGACAUUGGUUGGAACGAGAAGAACAGCCGAGUGGUGUGUGGGAUGCUGGGGUUUCCUUCGGACAAGAGAGUCAACAAAAAUUUCUACAAAAAAGUUAAAAAACGUGCAGCCACAAAGAGAUUCCCCAAGGCAGCGAGUGUGAAGCCCAGAAAGGGUACCAAAAAGGCAGCCACAAAGCAAAGCCCAAAGGCAGCAAGUGUGAAAUCCAGGCUGUUCCUAGAGAAGCAUCAGCCGACUUUCCGCCUCCACACGGUGCGCUGUGCAGGAACCGAGGUUCACGUUUCUCUCUGCCCAUUGGAGUUCUAUAAGACCAAUAGCACGGCUGUGUGUGAAGGCGGGGCACCUGUUGUUCUGAGCUGCGCACUGGGCCACAGGGUGGCGCCACAAGGAGCCAUGAAGAAGAAGAAAGUGGCGCAGCAGCAGCAGCAGCAGGAGGUCAUCCGGCUGAAGGGGGGAGUCCACCCAGGAGAGGGAAGAGUUGAGGUUAUGAAGAAGGGACAAUGGGGGACUGUUUGUGAUGAUCGAUGGGACCUGCAAGCAGCCAGUGUGGUGUGCAGGGAGUUGGGGUUCGGCAGUGCCAAGGAAGCCCUGACAGGAGCACGCAUGGGGCAGGGCAUGGGUCCCAUCCAUAUGAAUGAGGUGCGCUGUGUGGGCACGGAGGGCUCGCUGUGGCAGUGCCAGUACAAGAACAUCACAGAGGAGGACUGUAAGCACAGUGAGGAUGCCGCCAUCCGCUGCAACACCCCCUAUAUGGGCUACGAGAAAACGAUUCGACUUUUUGGGGGGCGCACCCGGUAUGAGGGGCGGGUGGAGGUUCUUUGGGGCCCCCCUGAAGCAAAACGCUGGGGACUGGUGUGUGGACAAGGCUGGGGAAUUCUGGAGGCAGCGACUGUUUGUCAGCAGUUGGGGCUGGGAUAUGCCAGCAGCUCAUUGCAAGAAACCUGGUACUGGGACGCCAGUAACGCCACAGAGAUGGUUCUGAGUGGGGUCCGCUGCACCGGAACAGAAAUGUCCCUGGGACAAUGUGGCCACCAUACGAGCGUCAGCUGCAAGAACACUGGGACCCGCCACGCGGCUGGGGUCAUCUGCUCUGAGACGGCCUCAGACCUGGUGCUCCACUCGGCGCUGGUACAGGAGACGGCCUACAUUGAGGAUCGGCCCCUACACAUGCUGUACUGUGCUGCUGAGGAGAACUGUCUCUCUAGCUCCGCCCGCCAUGCCAACUGGCCCUAUGGGCACCGCCGCCUGCUGAGAUUCUCAUCCCAGAUUCACAACAAUGGCCGUGCAGACUUCAGGCCUAAGGCUGGUCGCCACUCCUGGGUCUGGCAUGAGUGCCAUGGGCACUAUCACAGCAUGGACAUCUUCACCCACUAUGAUCUCCUGACGCCCAAUGGCACCAAGGUGGCAGAGGGGCACAAAGCCAGCUUCUGUCUAGAAGACUCAGAAUGUCAGGAAUUGGUCAGUAAGAGAUAUGAAUGUGCAAAUUUUGGGGAGCAAGGAAUCACAGUGGGGUGCUGGGAUUUAUAUCGGCACGACAUCGACUGCCAAUGGAUUGAUAUAACGGAUGUCAAACCUGGAAACUACAUCCUACAGGUUGUUAUCAACCCAAACUUUGAAGUGGCUGAGAGCGAUUUCACCAAUAAUGCAAUGAAGUGUAACUGUAAAUACGACGGACAUCGAAUCUGGAUACACAACUGCCAUCUGGGAGAUGCUUUCAGUGAAGAAGCCAAUAAGCGCUUUGAGCAAUACCGGGGAGAACUUAACAACCAGAUCCUUUGAUACCCGUGAAGAGUAUGGUCAUUAGAACCAUCCAACCAACGAGGUCGUUAUAUAACUCAUUUCAGCCCAGAAGUCGCCCUACUGAGCAGAGAUGAUUUUGAAGAACCAACUCAUCUUCCUUCAGUUCCAUAUCUUCUCACUAUAACUCCUGCCCCAGCAUUAACCAGUCACAACCCGGUACUAACUGGGUGCCCACCCUACCACCUGUUUAACUGUGGAAAUCUUUGUGUGCUUUCUGCUUCUAUCACCUCAGGCCAAAAGUUCAUUUGCUGUUCUAUUUUGUCCUCCUGUGACAUCUCCUAAUGCCCAGAUGUUUCCCCCUUAGUUACCCAGCAGCAUUCUGAACCCUACACCCUUGUGUUUCUGCCCCAGGCUGUUGUAUUCUGCUACUCUGCUCCUUGAUUAAACCUCCUGUGUACAGCGUGGGGCAAGUAUUUGGCAUAAGGGCAGUGCCUCUGGCUCUAGGGUAUUAAGGAAAGAACAUCGUGAGUCCAACGACAGCUCUAGGAAACCCAGCUAGACGCAUCCGCUGAUGGCAUUUAGUUAAAGCGGUGCAGCCCAGGGACAUGCACUAGUGGCCCAAGUGCCUCUGGAUUAUAAAGUGAUCCGGUGCCCUUGGGGCGGAACCACACUUACUGGGAUAGGGGUAGGGAAGGGGAUUCUAGUUUGCUCUCAGCUGAGGAUGUGAGGCUUGCAGUUGGACAAGCCAUGUGUGAUCCUAUGUAACAGGGGCCAGGAUUCGCUGCUUGUACCCACAGCAUGUCUUUCCUUCACCCUUGGGGUAAGCCAGGGCCUGCUUGUUGCUCUGCCCCAUAUGGGAUCACACUUUCGUUCACUGUGACCGAUCCUACAUGUACAAGGUGAUAAAGGGAGGUGCUGGGGCAAAAUGGCCCCCAGGCGCUUGGUAUCUCCCACAUUUUGUUCUGUCUGUAAAAGUUAUUUGUUUUCUGUAAUAAAGAAAGUGAGUGUCUAA
Xenopus tropicalis (tropical clawed frog) is the source of this 3956-nucleotide messenger RNA. It is a transcript of the gene loxl3, whose product is annotated as lysyl oxidase like 3. Gene Ontology annotation, molecular function: copper ion binding; oxidoreductase activity, acting on the CH-NH2 group of donors, oxygen as acceptor; protein-lysine 6-oxidase activity. The transcript is spliced from 16 exons. The coding region runs from base 617 to 2983 and encodes 788 amino acids. The record is from RefSeq and is a predicted model, not a curated record. NCBI's taxonomy places the organism in Eukaryota, Metazoa, Chordata, Amphibia, Anura, Pipidae. Gene Ontology annotation, cellular component: extracellular region; membrane.